AUGGCACCAUAUCUAUCAACGACGGAAAGCUGUGUCAGCGACACAACUCCCGGACUAGGCGAACUUGUCAACAAGCAGAACAAAAUUACUGCGAAACGUAUCGUAGCCACCACCGAUGAGCCACAUGGAGCAAUUCUCAGCCGAGCAGGCGAGGUUGGUGACCUCAUCGAUGCCGUAAAGGACCUCAUCGUGCCGUUCAUCCGGGAUGCAGACGAGGCCACACCCAGCAGGGUGCGUGGGACCCCCUGCGAACCUGGGAAGAAUGUGCUGGUCGAGGCUCUUCAGCCGGAGGAGCUGAUGAGACGCAUGGACGUCACCAUGCCCGACGUGCAGAACGAUGGCCGCACGGGCAUCCUCGACCUCAUCCAGCUCGUCUUGAAGUACAGCGUGAACACGUGGGACCAGGGCUUCCUGGACAAGCUGUGCGCAAGCACCGACGCGGUCGGCGUCGCCUCUGAGCUGGUCCUUGCCGCCCUCAACACAAAUGCCCACGUCUACCGUGUCUCCCCCGCCCUGACAAUCAUUGAGAAGGUGACCGCCAAGUCUCUCGCCAGCCUUUUUGGGCUAGUUGGGCCCCAUGCUGGUGGCAUCACCUGCCAAGGUGGAAGCGCUUCCAACAUGACCUCACUGGUCACUGCCAGGGGGGCACUCUACCCUGACACCAAGCGAGUGGGCAAUGGCAAUCACCGAUUCGUCGUCUUUGCCAACGAACAUGGGCACUACUCGAUCGAGAAGGCGGCCAUGGCAUGCGGCUUUGGCUUAGGCAGUGUCGUCCCGGUGCCAGCAGAUAAGCAAGGCCGCAUGGACCCAGUCGCUCUCGCCCGCCUGGUCGUCGAGGCCAAGCAGAGUGGCAGGACGCCGCUCUACGUCAGCGCGACGGCGGGGACUACUGUCCUGGGUGCCUACGAUCCUCUCCGCGCCGUGUCUGCUGUCUGCAAGGAGCAUGGUAUGUGGAUGCAUGUGGAUGCGUCGUGGGGAGGCGCCGCCGUCUUCUCCGCCAAGCACAGGCACAAGCUCGACGGCACCGAGCUGGCUGACUCGUUGACCUUCAACCCGCACAAGAUGCUGCACGUCCCUGCUGCCUGCUCGUUCCUGCUCACCAGGGACACCAGGGUCUUCCAACGUGCCAACACCUUGCCUGCGGAUUACCUGUUCCAUGACAAAGCCGCUACCGGCGAGGAGGCUGAGACGUGGGAUAUGGCCGACUUUACGCUACAGUGUGGUCGUCGCGCGGAUAGUCUCAAGAUGGCACUGUCGUGGACAUAUUAUGGCACGAAAGGCUUCGAGGCUGCGGUCGAUCGGUCCUUUGCCACGGCCGCCUACUUUGCUAGUCUCGUGGACAAACACCCUGACUUCAAGCUCGCUUCCCACCUUCCACUGCCAUCGCUGCAAGUCUGCUUCUAUUAUACACCAGGCGGACAACUUGGAGACGACUUGGAGAACACGAGAAGAACCCGGUUGAUGAUCUCGAAACUCCUGCAUAGGGGUUUCAUGGUCGACCGUGCACCUGGUCCUUCAGGUAGCUUCUUCCGCAUUGCCUUCAACCUUCAGACCUUGCAAAGCACAGUUGAGGGUCUGCUUGUAGCUCUUGCAGAGGUCGGAAAGGAGGUCGUUUCAUCUUGA
Messenger RNA from Microdochium trichocladiopsis, 1623 nucleotides. Its product is annotated as putative glutamate decarboxylase. Gene Ontology annotation, biological process: carboxylic acid metabolic process. The transcript has a single exon. Gene Ontology annotation, molecular function: pyridoxal phosphate binding; carboxy-lyase activity. Gene Ontology annotation, cellular component: cytoplasm. NCBI's taxonomy places the organism in Eukaryota, Fungi, Ascomycota, Sordariomycetes, Xylariales, Microdochiaceae. The record is from RefSeq and is a predicted model, not a curated record. The coding region runs from base 1 to 1623 and encodes 540 amino acids.